AUGGAUAGUAGUUAUGUUGUUGUUAUAUUAACGGCAUAUUUUACACAUUUACAAUUACAACCAAUACAUAAAAUAAUGACAUUAAAAUCUGCACUUAAUCGAGCAUGUAAAUUAAAAAGUUAUAAAACUGCAACAAGUUUUGCGAAACGUUUAUUAGGAUUAGGACCAAUACCUGAUGUUACUCAACAGGUAUUUCGUCUUUUUCCUAUUAAAAAAUAA
Rotaria sp. Silwood1 is the source of this 219-nucleotide messenger RNA. NCBI's taxonomy places the organism in Eukaryota, Metazoa, Rotifera, Eurotatoria, Philodinida, Philodinidae. The record is from the annotation of a GenBank genome assembly.